Messenger RNA from Ciona intestinalis (vase tunicate), 561 nucleotides. Lineage: Eukaryota; Metazoa; Chordata; Ascidiacea; Phlebobranchia; Cionidae. The record is from RefSeq and is a predicted model, not a curated record.
AUUCUCCAUUUUGAAAAACGGGUUUAGGAUCCUAAUAUAUUGCAACUACAGUAUUUUAGGGAAUUACAUAAAAGGCUACAAAGAAAAUGAAUCUGAUUCGAAACUCGAUUUUUCUCUUGGUGAUUGCGGCGCUACUAUGCGUGUCCUGUUAUGCUCAAACAACGGAUUCGGGAGUCACUGAUUCCGGUACAGAUGACACUGCCACAGAUGGUGACACAACCCCUGCCCCAACAGCUGCUCCAGCCACCAACCCACCUGCCACCGAUCCGCCAACAACUGAAGAUUCGGAUAACUCAGCAGGCGAACCUGAUGCUACAACUCCAAGCGGAGCGGUCGUCCUCCAUAAAGUUCCACUGACUAUUGCAACCGUUACAUUUGCAGCGAUAGCAUCUUACAUUAUAGCCUAAAUGUUUGCUGAUCUGUUUCAACGAAUGACGAAUUCUACAAAACUUGUAAAAGCUGAAUAAAUUUCCCCUUUUUGUUGCAUUACUUGUUAAAUUCUCUUUUUUAAAACGAUCUUUCUGAAAUACACAUUACAAAAAUAAAUGACGUUUCAGCUAA